AAAAGCAGGGUCCAGAGCGGAAGAGGAUUAAAAAGGAGCCCGCCACCAGAAAGCCUGGCUUGCUCUUCGGAAUGGGCCUUUCGGGGAUCCGGGCAGGCUACCCGCUCUCCGAGCGCCAGCAAGUCGCUCUCCUUAUGCAGAUGACAGCAGAAGAGUCUGCGAACAGCCCAGUUGACACAACACCAAAGCAUCCCUCUCAGUCUACAGUUUGUCAGAAGGGAACUCCUAACUCUGCCUCCAAAACCAAAGAUAAAGUAAAUAAGAGAAACGAGCGAGGAGAGACUCGGCUGCAUCGAGCUGCCAUCCGAGGAGAUGCCCGGCGCAUCAAGGAGCUCAUUAUCGAGGGUGCAGAUGUCAAUGUGAAGGACUUUGCAGGCUGGACGGCGUUGCACGAGGCGUGCAACCGGGGCUACUACGAUGUGGCGAAGCAGUUGCUCGCCGCGGGCGCCGAAGUCAACACGAAGGGGUUGGACGACGACACCCCGCUGCACGACGCGGCCAAUAACGGGCACUUCAAGGUGGUGAAAUUGUUGUUACAUUAUGGAGGGAAUCCUCAUCAAAGCAACAGGAAGGGCGAGACACCUUUAAAAGUAGCUAACUCUCCCACCAUGGUGAAUCUGCUCCUGGGAAAGACCACGUACCCCUCUAGCGAAGAGAGCUCAACAGAGACCUCAGAAGAGGAGGACGCCCCUUCCUUCGCUCCCUCCAGCUCUGUUGAUGGCAAUAACACAGACUCCGAGUUCGAGAAGGGUUUGAAGCACAAGCCCAAGGCCCAGGAGCCCCCCAAAACCAUCACCCCGGUGAAGGAUGAGUAUGAAUUUGAUGAGGACGAUGAGCAGGACCGGGUCCCGCCAGUCGAUGACAAACAUUUGCUGAAAAAGGAUUACAGAAAAGAGACUAAAGCGAACAGUUUCAUUUCCAUACCCAAAAUGGAAGUGAAAACUUAUACUAAAAAUAACACAAUUACACCAAAGAAAGCUGCCCACCGCAUCCUGUCGGACAGCUCGGAUGAGGAGGAGACCAGCGUCGCUGUGGGGACGGGGGAGAAGCUGCGACUUUCGACCCACUCGAUAUUGCCCAGCAGCAAGAUUCGGGAGCCCCCCAGCACGAAGCCGCAGAAGGAGAAAAGCAAAGUAAAAAAGAAGCGGAAGAAGGAGACGAAAAGCAAAGAGGUUCGGUUUGGCAAAAAAAAUGACAAAUUUUGUUCCUCUGAAUCAGAGAGUGAAAACGUGGAGAGUGAGGAGGAUGACAGAGACUCUCUUCAGAGCUCUAGCUGUGUAAAGGACUCCAGGCUAGUGCUAAAGGAAUCCUCCUUGUUUAACUCUCUCUCUGCCUCAUCGACCUCUUCUCAUGGGAGUUUAGCGUCCCAGAAACAUAAUCCUAAUCUUACAGAGCAGCACUCCAAGCACUGGAGGACGGACAAUUGGAAAACCAUAUCUUCUCCAGCUUGGUCAGACGUCAGUUCCUUAUCGGACUCCACCAGGACGAGACUGACGAGCGAGUCAGACUACUCGUCCGAGGACUCGAGCUUAGAGUCGCUAAAGCCAGUCAGGAAGAAACCAGAGCACAAAAAGAAAAACACCCCACACAACACUGUUUCUGAGAAAAAGAAUUCAUUCCAUAGCAAUGUGGAUGGAGCAAUUCCAAAGCUGGACAAGGAGGGGAAGGUUGUUAAAAAGCAUAAAACAAAACACAAACAUAAAAACAAGGAGAAGGGGCAGUGUCCCAUCAGCCAAGACAUUAAAAUAAUCAAAACGUUUUCUUUUGAGUUUGAGGACUCUAAACAAAAGCCUGAGAAAGGCUUGAUAGUAGAGACAGAAAAUCCAGUCGAAAACAAAUUGAAAGUGUUAAAGCACGAGCGAGACCACAGCAAGAAGGAGGAAAAACUCCCCAAAAGUAAAGGGGAGGAGAAGGAGUGGUUGUUUAAAGAUGAGACUGGAAAAUCCUCAAAAGAGGAGAAAUCAUUAAGAAAAGUCAAAGAUGGCAGUAAAGACAUGAGCAAAUCCUUCAGAGAAGGAUUAAGUAAAUCAGAAAAGGAGAAACCUGUAAAGGAGAAGUCUCCCAAAGAGGAGAAGCCAAGAAUACACAAGGAGGAGAGAAAGAAGAAGUCAAAGGACAAGCAGUCAAAAUCUGAAAAGAAGAACGAGCUGAAGGAGGAGAAGGCUUCUAAGCUAGACAAGGAGAAAUCCUUCAAGGAGGAGAAAGAAAAAUGCAAAAAAGAAAAACUCUACCGGGAUGAGUCUGGGUUUGAUGAGUUUAAUAACAAAAACCAAUUUCCCGAAAGCGAGGACACGAAGUUCAGCCUUUCAGAUGAUCAGCAAGAGAGGUGGUUUUCCGACUUGUCUUCGGAUUCGUCCUUCGAUUUCAAAGGGGAGGAUAGCUGGGAUUCUCCGGUAACAGAUUUCAGGGAGAUUAAAAAUGACACCGUGGCAAAACUAAUCAUAGAACCCGUGAAAGAGGAAAUUAAAGACAAGAAGAAGGAAAACAAAACGAAAGAGAAGAAGGACUACAACGAGAAGCGUAACGAGAAGGACACUUUCUUGAAGAAGAAAGAGCGGGACUAUGUGGACAAAAGCUCCGAGAAGAAAAAGGACCAAACGGACAGACACAAAGUUACCCCUGGUUAUUUGCCUGAAAAGGAUAAGAAAAGGAAGGAUUCUGCCGAGAGCGUCAAGGAGAGGAAAGAAAAAGAUAGCGGUGAAACCAACAAGGACAGGAAAGAUUCCUCUGAUGGCUCUAAAGAUCGAAAAGAACCCAAAACGAAGCAGGAGGAGCCCUAUCGAGAUGACUUUAAAGAAUACGGCUGCGAAACGUUCUUCAAGGAUAAAUCUGACCCCGAAUUCAGUGGGAAAACGCUGGAGAGUUGGGAAAGGCACCAUUCUGGGAAGGAAAAGGAGAAGAAAGACGCUCCUGAUAAAGAAAAAAAAGAAAAGGUGAAGCCGGAAAAAUACAAGGAAAAAUCCAAAGAAGGCGACAAGGAGAAAAAUGAAAAAGUCGCUCCUGAGAAAAUCCUGAAAGACAAAGAACUGGACAAGAGUUUCAAAGAGAAAAAAGACACGAAAGAGAAGUACAAAGACCUGCACAGCAAAGACAAGGAAAGGAAGAGUUCAUUCGACCAGGUUAAGGAGAAGAAAGAGAAAAACUUCUCGGCGGAUCGAGAGGACUUCUCCGAGAAAAAGGAUGAGAAGAAAGGCAAGGAGAAAAGCUGGUACAGCAUUGCGGACAUCUUCACAGACGAAAGCGAAGACGAGCGGGAUGAUUACAGCUUGACUGGGUUCAAGGUCGGCGACUCUGCUGGGAGUGAAAUGCAUCGUCUGGACAGCCUGCAGGAGAAGGACGACGGCGCAGCGGCUGAGAAGGAGCUGUACCCCGACAAGCACCGCAAGUACUCCUCCGACCGGCAGCAUUCGGGAGAGAAGCAGAAAGAGAAGGACUCCAAGGAGAAGAAAAAGGACAAGGGAACAUCGGAAGGGGGAAAAGAGAAGAAGGAGAAGAGUUCCUUUGAAAAGCACAAGGAGAAGAAAGAAAAAGACUCUGCCGAGAAGUACAAGGACAGGAAAGACAGAACGUCCAUAGAUUCCACUCAGGAGAAGAAAAACAAGCAAAAGCUCCCGGAAAAGGUUGAAAAGAAACACGCCAGUGACGACAAGGUGAAAAGCAAGCAUAAGGAGAAGCCCGAGAAAGAGCAUUCCAAAGAGAAGAAGUCUUCAAAAGGAGGGGAGUCGGAGAAGAGCCUGCUGGAGAAACUGGAGGAGGAGGCUCUGAAUGACUAUAGAGAUGACUCCAAUGACAAAAUCAGCGAGAUCUCUUCCGACAGCUUCACAGAUAGAGGGCAAGACCCAGGACUGACCAGCCUCUUUGAGUCUUCUAACCUCUCGCUCGCCGAUGCCGCUGAAGAAAAGUUCAAGGACUCUCUCCCUUUACCCUGCUUGCAGGACAAACUCAAGGAGAAGGAGAGACACAGACAUUCCUCAUCUUCGUCAAAGAAGAGUCAUGAGAAAGAGAAGGCAAAGAAGGAGAAGACAGAGAAAAAGGAGAAGGCGGAAGAAUUCAAAGACUCCAGCAGCAGAAAGGAUUCCACUCAUUACGAAAAAGAUUUCUCUGUGGACGGGGAGGCUUUCAGCGCUUCCUACAACAUGAAGGCAGAGCCUGAUGAGGAACCAGAGAAAAGCGUUGAUUACUUAUUUUCUGAAAAGAAAGAUAAAAAUGAUUCUGAAAGAGAGCUGUCAAAGAAGGCGGAAAAAGAAAAGACUUACAGUUCCAGCACCAUCAGCACAGUUAAAGAGAAAAAGAAGCGAGAUAAACACAAGGAAAAAUGGAAGGAGGAAAAGGAAAAGCACAGAGACAAACAUGCAGAUGGUUUCUUCAAACACCACAAAGACGAGCCAAAGUCAACGCUGAAAGACAAGGACAGCCCUCAAGUGACCACCUUUAAAGACAAAUCAAAGGAGGACAACCUCAAAUUCGGUGAGACCAAACUGAAGGAGAAGCUGAAGGAGAACCAGGAGAAAGACAAAUCGGAGUCGAUCAAAAUAAGCAAUGGGAACGAAAAAAUAACCCUUUCCAAAGACACUGGCAAGAAAGACGCCAGGCCAAGGGAGAAACUCCUGGGAGACGGUGAUUUGAUGAUGACCAGCUUUGAGAGGAUGCUGAGCCAGAAAGACCUGGAAAUCGAGGAGCGCCACAAAAGGCACAAAGAGAGAAUGAAGCAAAUGGAGAAAAUGAGGCACAGGUCCGGAGACCCCAAAUUGAAGGACAAACUUAAAAGCUCGGAGGAGGUGCGCAAGAGGAGCCUGGAUCUGGCAGCGAAGAAGCCCUUAACGCUGGAUACUCAGCUCAAGGACAAGAAACUUAAAGAGCUGGGUCCGCUGACUCCUAUCCUGUCACCCGAAAACAAGGCACAGCCUGCUGUUGGGGCGGACUCCAAGGACUGGAUCACGGGUCCUCAGCUGAAGGAGAUCCUCCCGGCGUCUCCCAGGCCGGAUCAGAACAGGCCGACGGGAGUCCCGACCCCGGCGUCUGUCGUCUCGUGUCCAAGCUACGAGGAGGUGAUGCAGACGCCCAGGACUCCUUCCUGCAGCAACGAAGACUACACGGACCUGAUGUUCGAGUGCGCAGACUCGCAGCACUCGCUGCCCAUCUCCACGAUGUCCAUGAACGCCUGUUCCCCGUCCUUCUUCGACAGAUACGCCAACGUUUCCGGCGGGCUCCCCGAGAAUCCCAGUCAGACCCCGACUCGUACCAUACCCUCCACGAACCUCUAUCGUUCCAUCUCCGUUGACAUCAGAAGGGCGCCCGAAGAAGAGUUCAGCGUCGGAGAUAAAUUCUUCAGGCAGCAAAGCGUCCCGGCGACAUCAAAUUACGACUCUCCAGUGCAGCAUCUAAUGGAGGAGAAGGUUCCCCUUCCCUCUGUUUUUUUGUUCCAGUGUUUGUCACCUGGGUAUUACUCACCAGAUUACGGGGUUUCGUCACCGAAGGUGGAAGCUUUGCACUGUGCGCCGGGAGCCGUCAGCGGCGUCGCCCAGUCCCCUGAAAGUGUCUUUUCUGGUUUACAAGCGAAAUCCUCCCCUUCGCACCGAGAUGAGUUGCUGGCUCCUUCGGUGGAAAGUGCUCUUCCCCCCGACCUCGGCAUGCCCUUGGACACCACGGAAGAGCAGCAAGCCACCGCCUCCAUUAUGCCGCCAGAACCUACCUACUUGCCGCCGAUUGAAGAAAACCAUUUUAGCUCGGCGAUGCCAGAGCAAAACAACAUAGACUGGGAUAACCCUCCUUCCAGAAACCCCGACACCGCCAUUCCUCCCAGCCUGAUGGGGAACCCAGCAGAGCACUCUGUCAGCUGGUCCAUGGGCUCAGAGCUUCUGAUGAAAUCUCCCCAGAGGUUUUCCGAGUCCCCUAAACCUCCGCUCUGCUCCCUAGAGCCGAUUCACCCUGCGCCGGUAGCCUUCAUCCCCACAGACACUUCCUACCCCGUUUCUCCCAUAUCUUACCCUCUGUCAGUGUCCGAACCGGGGCUCGAUGAAGUCAAGGAGGACGCCGAGGAAGCGGUUCCAGGAGAGAUAGCGAAUGCCGAAGAGCAAGCUCCGUACAUGUCCCCCACGAGGUUAGACACGUUCUUCAAUAACUGCAAGCCUCUUCCAGAAGAAGCACCUGAGAUACCUCCAGAGCCCCCGUGUAUGCCAGCAGAACCUCAGGCAGAAGCCGUCAGCGCGCCCGAAAACAGCUACUUGGAAAACAGCAGCGCUGCGCCUGCGAAUGCAGAGGAGGCGGUGACGUGGCCUGAUCCCUUCACCAACACAGAGGAUGACUUGGACCUCGGCCCCUUCUCG
Molecule: messenger RNA, 6326 nt
Organism: Leptosomus discolor (cuckoo roller)
Lineage: Eukaryota; Metazoa; Chordata; Aves; Leptosomiformes; Leptosomidae
Source: RefSeq, a predicted model, not a curated record